AUGCCUGCCCCCACCGAAACACAGACCGCGACUCUGAAUAAAUUCAUCCAAGGCUGGAAAGGCUGGACGCCGGAUGGCUUCCUGGCCAGUUGGUCGGACGACUGCGCCCAAGUGACGCUGCCAUUCAGCUCUGGGGUUGCGCCUCGCACCCGCGCAAUCACUGAGAAGCUCUUCCCCAAGUUGAUGUCAAUUUUGACCAAUUUUCAGCUUACGGUACACAACAUCAUCCAUGAUCCCGCGGAGAGCAAGGCGGUCAUUUAUGCCAUCACCACGGCCGACUCUCCCUUUGGACCUUAUAAGAACGAACACGCCUGUUUUAUCUGGUUUGAUGAAAGUGGCGAGUUUGUAAAUCGGAUUGAGGAAAUGUUUGAUGGGGUAUUUAUGAAGAGCUUCUUGCCCAAGUUAGAAGCGUAUAUCAAGGGACAGGAAGAGGCUUGA
Penicillium oxalicum is the source of this 438-nucleotide messenger RNA. RefSeq lists its product as uncharacterized. Bases 1 to 438 code for a protein of 145 amino acids. The transcript has 2 exons. The record is from RefSeq and is a predicted model, not a curated record. Lineage: Eukaryota; Fungi; Ascomycota; Eurotiomycetes; Eurotiales; Aspergillaceae.